Eriocheir sinensis (Chinese mitten crab) is the source of this 871-nucleotide messenger RNA. RefSeq names its product MAGUK p55 subfamily member 3-like. Lineage: Eukaryota; Metazoa; Arthropoda; Malacostraca; Decapoda; Varunidae. Gene Ontology annotation, cellular component: cell-cell junction; plasma membrane. The transcript is spliced from 4 exons. The record is from RefSeq and is a predicted model, not a curated record. Bases 476 to 871 code for a protein of 131 amino acids. Gene Ontology annotation, molecular function: protein binding.
UUGAUAUUUGCCAUCCUGAAGUCCCCCUCACUGCCAUGACUCUACUCUUGCUCAUUCCUAUGCUAUCCAGAUCCCUUAUGCAAGGGUUAACCACCAUGUUCAUUCUUUCAUCCCUAUUCUAUCCAAAUCCCUUAUGCAAGAGUCAAACGGCAUCUUCAUUAUUUCAUCCCUGUACUGUCCAAAUUCCUUAUACAAGAGUUUACCAGCAUCUUCAUUCUUUUAUCCCUUCCACUGGUAAACUCUGAAACAGCAAUAGCCUCCCUUUGUCUGUAUUUUUACUCCUGCUCAUCCCUAUACUAUCCUGAUCCCUUAUGCAAGAGUUGAGCAGCAGCAUCUUCAUUCCUUCAUCCAGCAGGGAGUUCUCCAGGCACACGCCAGCAUUGCCGCCAAGGACUUCACACUGCACUGCCCGAAACACCCGUCGAGGGUGAUGAGGAUGAGGAGACAGUCAAGAUUGUGCAGUGGGUGAAGAGCAAUGAGCCAAUGGGAGCCACCAUCAAGCAGGACGACCACUCCGGAGCCAUCAUCAUCACCCGCAUCAUGCAUGGCUGACUGCUCCGGCCUCAUCCAUGCUGCCGACGAGGUGCAGGGGGUCAAAACCUUCAAUGUGGAGGGCAAGACACCGGCAGAUGUCCACAAGAUGCUGGUGCAGGCGGAGGGCACCAUGACCUUCAGGCUGCUCCCGGCCAGCAGCUCGGUGCACCUCAGGGAGAGCAAGGUGAGGGUGCACGCCUACUUCCACUAUGACCCCAAGGAGGACAACAAGCACAUUCCCUGCAAGGAAGCCGGGCUGCCCUUCAACAAGCUGGACAUCCUGCACAUUGUGACCCAGGAUGACCCCUACUGGACGGUGUCGUCAGCGGGGUCUUAG